GCGAUUCCAAGUCGGUCUUCUCGUUUGCAGCUCUCUGCGAUUCCUCUGUGAUUUCGGUUCCUGUGCGAAAGGUCGCUCUUUUUCAGUUGGGCUUUUUGGGGGGGGUAGUUUGAGCUUCGGAGGAUGGCGAUGUCGUUGGUGAUGAUGGGGUCGAUGGGCGGUGCGUCUUCGUCUUCGAGCGGGAGGUGUGCGGGGCGAGGUGAGGUGUUGAAGGGGAUGAGGAAGGGGGGGAGGGGCGGAGGCAAUGUGAGAUGCGCGGCCGCGGCCGCCGCCGCAGGAAGCAUGGCGGAUCACUAUCGGAUGCUUCGGAUUCAUCCGGGAGCGUCGGAGAAGGAAGUCAAGAAGGCGUUUAGGAAGCUCGCUCUUCAGUAUCAUCCAGAUGUUUGCAAAGGCAGCAAUUGCGGUGUCCAGUUCCAUCGUAUCAAUGAAGCCUAUGAUAUUGUUAUGAGCAGUUUGAGACGAGCUGAGGAGGAGCAACAGCAGUGGCAGCCACAAGGAUGGAGCAAGGAUGUCGAUCGCAAUCCGAUGAGUGGGAUGUAUGACCCGAGCUGGGAUUUGUGGGAGGAAUGGAUGGGUUGGGAGGGAGCUGGCACCAGAGAUUACUCAUCCCACAUCAACCCCUACAUCUAAUCAAACUCCUAAUAAACUUCCUUCUGAUACAGAAACAUGUACAUAAAGAAGGGUUGUUGUAUUCAAGCCUAACUCAGAUACAUAUUUCUAUUCUAAUUAGACAAAUUGUCUGAUGUUGAUUUGUUAUUUAAGCUAUUGCUAUCAUCAAUCUGCUCCUGCUGUUGAUCCCAA
Messenger RNA from Musa acuminata AAA Group (dessert banana), 801 nucleotides. Its product is annotated as chaperone protein dnaJ 8, chloroplastic-like. The record is from RefSeq and is a predicted model, not a curated record. The transcript is spliced from 3 exons. NCBI's taxonomy places the organism in Eukaryota, Viridiplantae, Streptophyta, Magnoliopsida, Zingiberales, Musaceae. Bases 124 to 630 code for a protein of 168 amino acids.